Molecule: messenger RNA, 2467 nt
Organism: Malaya genurostris
Lineage: Eukaryota; Metazoa; Arthropoda; Insecta; Diptera; Culicidae
Gene: Scamp
Product: secretory carrier-associated membrane protein 1
Exons: 5
Coding region: 1-1068 (355 amino acids)
Biological process (GO): protein transport
Cellular component (GO): trans-Golgi network membrane; recycling endosome membrane
Source: RefSeq, a predicted model, not a curated record
AUGUCCGGAUUCGACGACAAUCCCUUUGGAGAACCAGUGGUGGAUAAUCCAUUUGCAGAUCCAUCAAUUCGAGAAGCUACCAGAAACAGCAUCAAUGUCCAACAGACCCUGGACGAGUACGAUCCUUUCUCGAAUGAAUCUAGCCAGCAGCGAACGCAGAACAAUUUCGGGCAGCCCGCGACGUUGCUGCCCUCGCCACAAACUGUACCAGCCUAUAGCUCAAGUGGGGCUCAGUACAACAACAAUGCAGCGGUUCCUGGGGCGAGCAGUGCUGCAGCUAUGACACAGAUCUCUACCGCUGAACUACAGCGGCGCCAAGAUGAGCUGGAGAAGAAAGCCCAGGAGCUGGAACGGCGCGAGGCAGAACUGAUGAACAGUGCCAACGCGAGUCGACCCAACAACUGGCCGCCGUUGCCGUCGUUCUGUCCGGUGCAGCCCUGCUUCUAUCACGAUAUCAACAUCGACAUCCCGACCGAGUUCCAGAAGAUCGUACAGAACCUGUACUACCUGUGGAUGUUCUACGCUCUGGUCAUGGCCGUCAACAUCCUCGGCGGACUGGUGAUACUGAUCCAUUCCGGGGAUUUCCGUACCUUCGGGUUGGGUAUUUUCUAUGCGAUUCUUUUUACGCCGGCUUCGUUCCUGUGCUGGUAUCGUCCGGCGUACAAAGCCUUCAAGAAUGAUUCCAGCUUCAACUUCAUGAUGUUCUUCUUCAUAUUCUUCUUUCAAACACUUGUCACAAUUAUUCAGACUAUUGGUUUCCCAGGCUCGGGUACCUGUGGGGUUAUCAUGGCCAUCACGCAGUUCGGUGGCGGUGGAAUCGGCAUUCUGGUCGGUAUCUUCGUGCUGGCUAUUGCCUUCGGAUAUGGUUCGUGUGCUGCUGGAAAUAUUUUCAUGUUGAGCAAAAUCCACGCCAUUUAUCGCAGCGGAACGGAAACUAAUCGGAUUACGAUGGACAAAGCCCGUCAGGAAUUCCAGUCCGGUUUCUUCGGUAAUCAGAUCGUGCGAGAUGCUGCCGCUGGCGCUGCUCGGGCCACCGUACAGUCGCAGUUUAACCAGAACAGGUACUGAAAUCCCACUUCUACAAUAAUAGCAAACAGCAAAGCAUACAUAUUUUUUUACAAAAUAAUUACUCCAGCAAAUUACUUCAAACGAAACGUUUAUUUAUUAUGCGAUUACAAAUACUUACAAUCGCGUAGUUUACUGUAGACCUUGCAGGUUCUCUUCUACCCUGUUGCUAUUUCUUGGUUAUUACAUUUUUCGAUUAUGUUUCAAUCUCUAUUUUUUUUUGGUUCGUUCAAAAAUAGUAUUUGUUGUUUCUAAAGUAAAAACCCUAUCGUUUUGAGAUUCGAUUAUGUACACACUUUUCGUGUUUUGACUUUGUAUUGACCAGUCCAGACUAGUGAUGAUCAGUGAAAUCAAUAUUAUAAUGAUAAAUGAUUGCGUAUGAGUCGUUAGUGUUAGUGAGGAAGAAACAUACAGAACUAUUUGAUGACCCAAGCACUAUAUUAAGUAAGCAUAGUAACUAAAGGAAUGACGAAACACUAAACUGUAAUCAUUGAAAAUGAUUAAACUUAACUCUAACUUAUCACAUACGGGAAAAAAACUGAUAGGAGUCAACUAAGAGAGAAAGGAGACGAGUUAUAAAGUUAACCGCUUUGUUGGAGUGAAGUGAAGAUUAAAAACAUACAACUAAUGAUAGAACUAAUGUUGAAGACAAAAGAAGCUGUUGUUAUUAACUAAGUGUAACGGAACAAACUUUGCUGAUCGUCCUUUUUUUAGUUGUUAGUCAACGAAUACAUUCGUAUUAUUGAGAUAAGCGGAGUUAGUACCCGAAUCAAAAUUAACAAAGUCUUUAUUCGUAAAUAUAUUCAACAAAUCGGUAUAAUUGUGUCACACGAAGUUAUGUAUUAUGAUUUCUUUCAUUAUUAUCCCUACUCCUUCCAUGAUAACUGCACAGGAGUCUCAAUAUACUAAGAUAGCAAUGCUGUUGAGUUUCUCUUCCCAGCGAAAGCGCAAACAGUCUUCGCUUCGAAAUUCCAACUUAACAGACUUAAAACCGUAAAGUUCUAAAGUGAUAGCAGAAAAUUCCUAUUCCAGGGCUAAUUUAAUAUUUUCUAAUUUGGUUUGGAAAAUAGCAUGAUAGAGAUAGAAAGAUAUGUAGAAAGAUGGGGAGAGAGAGCUUAUGUCAGUUCAGGUAUGUUUGAACUAAGAGAGAAAUACUUAACUGAUCAUUUAUUUUACUUAACUUACUGAGCUAUUAUCUGGUUUUGAAAUACUUUUUACUGUGCAGCUUGAAAUAUUGAACGCUUUCGACAAUUUACUCUACAUUACCGGUUUACUGCAGUGUAACUUCUAUAUUUUUGGUAUACAUAUUCAGUUUUCUUAUCGUACCGGUAUUUGUUUUCGAAAAUACAUUGAUGAUGGAUAUAACAGACCGCAAUAAACAAAACAUAUUUAAUAUGAUUAA